UCAUUACAAUUUUGCAAAAUGGCAGUGGAUCCCAACAACAAGCAUCCAUCUUUCUCCAAUCUUCUUGAACAAGGCUUUAUCGAUAAAAUACGAAUGCCGGCUGCUUUUGUCAAAGAACACAAGAAGAUGUUGGCCAAGACAGCCUUACUGAAAACGGAUGAAGGGCUAUAUUGGGAAGCCAAGAUAGUGAAGGUGGCAUCUGAUUAUUUCGUAUGUGAAGGAGAUUGGCCACGGUUUGUGUUGCAUCACAAGUUGAAUGUAGGAGACAUGUUGAUCUUCUUUCUCCUAGACAAGUCCACCUUCCAAGUCCUUCGCUACUCAAAGAAAUCUCUUGCCAACAUUCGACAGUUUGAGGAGCUUAGCAGUUCUGAGGAUGAGAUAGAAAAUGUUGAAGAGAACAAUGAAGCUUCAAGAAAAUUGAAGAAAGUUAAAAUGGAGGCAGUGCAGUUAUCAGGGAAAAGGGUUGAUCCACCAGGUGGCUCUAAAGAUGGGGGAAAUCCAUGCUAUUCAAAUUUAGGUAAAUCUGAUGCCAAAGCUCCUGAGACUAACAAAGUGAAUGAAGUAAAAAUGGAGCCAGUAAUUCUAUCAGAUUCUGAAGAAGAGAGGGUGGAUCCAUCCCGUGGCUCCAAAGAUAGGGGAAAUCCAUGUUAUUCACAUCCAGGAGGUAAAUCCCAUGCCAAAGAUGAUAACAUGCUUGGCCUGACGAAGAAAACUCCAGAGACUAAAGAAGCGAAGAGAGUCUUUAUGGAGCUAAUAGUAUUAUCAGAUUCUGAGGAAGAAAACGUUCACCCACCCUGUGGCUCCAAAAAUUGGGGAAAUCUAUGCUAUUUACAUCCAGGAUUCAUGAUGAUAAGAGGUAAAUCCGAUGCCAAAGCUGAUAACAUGCACAGCGUGAAGAAGAAAGUUGUCGAGACUAAAAAAGCGAAAAAGGCUGCCAAGGAUCCUGACAAGGCUAAGAGCCCAGCAAGCGCUUUCUAUGUUAAGCGAGGAUGGAGGUCUGACAGGAAUCCAAACAAACCCAAGAAGCCUGCAGGUGCUUUCUUCAUUUUCAUGGAGGACUUUAGGAAGCAGUUCAAGGAGGAGAAUCCAAAAAAUAAAUCUAAGGUCCCUAUCCAUAUAGCUGGUGGAGAGAAGUGGAAGCAGUUGUCAGAUGCUGAAAAAGCUCCUUGCAUGGCAGAGACAAGGAAAUGGCUGGCUGAUUACCAUAAGAAGAAGGAUGCUUAUAAGAAGCGAGUAGCUGCUGAAGAUUCUGAUGAAGAGGAAUCUUACAAGUCACUUUUCGAGGUUGAUUAG
This is a messenger RNA of Solanum verrucosum, 1293 nucleotides long. RefSeq lists its product as uncharacterized. The coding region runs from base 19 to 1293 and encodes 424 amino acids. The transcript is spliced from 5 exons. NCBI's taxonomy places the organism in Eukaryota, Viridiplantae, Streptophyta, Magnoliopsida, Solanales, Solanaceae. Gene Ontology annotation, molecular function: DNA binding. The record is from RefSeq and is a predicted model, not a curated record.